UGAAUUAACUUUUGUAAAAAUACAUUCAGUUCCUGGUCUAGUUAAUUAUUACGUCAGUGAGUUAAGGCCAUAACACAUUAAGGAGGAAUCACUUCCCAGCUUGACAUGAUCAGGGAAAUCGAAAGAUGCUUAAGAGUUAUACGUGGGCUGUACUUGAGCUUGCCCACCCCAUCCCACGUCAAGGCCUGCAGGGCGUCAGGUGAAGGUUCUCAGAUGUCACCGAGAAGGAAGAUGGGCAUUUCUGAGAGUGGGAGCAAAGUUCCGAGGAACCGGAAGAUGCCGCCGGGGGAGAAGCGGGAGGUGAAGUCAGGACGCGCCUCCAGUGACGUCACUGAGGGGGCCCUCCGGUGAGCCUCUGCGCCUCCCAGGAGCCGAGCUUUGUCUCAUCAUGGAGUUUUGUCAAGUUCAGGCUCCUACCUCCGAACAAACCUGGCUUGAGGCUGCCCAGGCCUUCAUCCAAGAAACCCUGUGUUCAGCUGGCAAGGAACCUAACGUUCAGUUGACUCAGUUGGUAAUUGAUUGUGUGAAGACUGUCUGGCUGUCUCAGGGAAGGAACCAGGAUUACACACUACCCCUCAGCUAUAGCUUUGUAUCAGUACAGGACCUCAGGACCCACCAGCAUCUGCCAUGUUGCAGUCACCUGUCCUGGAGCAGUAGUACAUACCAGGCUUGGGCCCAGGAGGCUAGACCAAAUGGGACUGCUCUGCCACGGGAGCGGCUUUUACUUUUAGGGAUGCUAACAGACAUAUCAGGGGAACAAGAAUGCAGGGAUGGAAGCCUCUAUGUGCGAGAUAACACUGGAGUCCUGUGCUGUGAGCUCAUAGAUCUGGACCUUUCUUGGUUGGGCCAUCUCUUUCUGUUCCCCAGUUGGAGUUACCUGCCUCCUGCCAGGGGAAAUGCCUCAGGGGAAGGGCAUUUGGAACUCUGGGGUGCCCCUGUGCCAGUGUUUCCUUUGACAAUCAGUCCUGGCCCUGUCACUCCUAUCCCUGUCCUCUACCCAGAGAGUGCCUCCUGUCUGCUCAGGCUCAGAGACUUUAGCAGAGGACAGCAUUGGGAGAGAUGUCUCAUGUCCCAUUUUGCCUGUCUCCUCACAAGCCAGGUCCCUGCUCAGCUGGUGUGGCACCGAGCCCUUUGGCCUGGUAGAGCCUAUGUGCUGACAGAACUGCGAGUAUCCAAGAUCCGUGGUCACCGUUACCAUGUUUGGAUGACCAGUCCCUCCUCCCGUCUGUUGCUGCUGAAACCAGAAUGUAUACGUGAGCUAGAACUGGACCUGGAAGGACCCCUUCUAGAGGCUUCCCCCAAGCUACUUCCCACACCCAGCAACUCCCAGGAAGGGGACAGGAAGGGACAAAGAGGUCUUGUCCGGGACUCCAGACUCUUAUCAUAUUCGGGAACAGUCACUGGAGUGUUGAAUGAGCCUGCUGGCCUCUAUGAGCUGGACAAGCAGCUGGAGCUCUGCCUUGCCUACCAGCAGUUCCAUGACCUUAGGAGGGUGAUGCGAUCAGGGGUCUGUCUGGAGCUCCAGGAUGUUCACCUUCUUCAGUCAGUGGGUGGAGGGACAAAAAGGCCAGUGCUAGCUCCCUGCCUCCGUGGUGCUGUUCUUCUUCGGAACUUCUCUUGUCAGAAGCCUGAAACUCAGUCAUCCCACCAAGCCUAUGGGGCGUCCCUGUAUGACCAGCUGGUAUGGGAAUAUCAGUUAGGACUUCCCCUCUACCUGUGGGCGACCAAGACCCUGGAAGAGCUGGCUUGCAAGCUAUGCCCCCAUGUGCUGAGACACCACCAGUUCCUGCAGUGUUCCCCUCCUGGGAACCCCAGCCUAGGACUACAACUCCUGGGUCCUACCUUGGAUGUUCUAGCUCCAGCAGGCAGCCCCAUUCGGAAAGCACAUAAUGAGAUCUUUGAAGAGCUGCAUCACUGUCCCCUCCAGAAGUAUGCUCGGCUGCAGACUCCCUACUCUUUCCCUACUCUGGCUACCUUGAAAGAGGAAGGAUUGCACAGGGCCUGGGCCUCUUUUAACCCUAAGGCUCUUCUGCCCCUCCCAGAAUCCUCCCACCUGUCCAGCUGCCAACUCAAUCACCGCCUGGCCUGGUCCUGGCUCUCUCUGCUGCCCUCUGCCUUCUACCCAGCUCAGGUUUUACUUGGGGUUCUGGUGGCUUCAUCUCGUAAAGGUUGUCUGCAACUUAGGGACCAAAGUGGUUCCCUGCCCUGCCUGCUCCUGGCCAAGAACUCACAGCCCCUCACUGACCCAUGGCUCAUAGGCUGUCUGGUGCGGGCAGAGAGGUUUCGGUUGGUCAUAGAGAGGACUGUCAUAAGUAACUUCCCGUCCUGGAGGGAGCUGAGCAUGCCAGACUUCAUCCAGAAGCAGCAGGCCAGGAUCUAUGUCCAGUUCUUUCUGGAGGAUGCCCUAAUCCUACCUAUACCCAGAUCCUUCCUUCAUUCAGCCACUCGCUCAACACCUCAGACAGAUCCCACCUGCCCACGCAGACCCUACGAAGAACAGAGCCGACUGUUCUUGCUGUCCCACAAAGAGGCCCUCAUGAAACGGAAUUUUUGUGUCCUCCCAGGAGCCUGUUCAGAGGUUCCCAAGCCCACACUCUGUUUCCAUGUGUCAGGGAGCUGGCUUGGAGGUUCACAGAGGAAGGAAGGGACUGGAUGGGGCCCAGCCGAGCCUCAGAGAAGUGAGGACAAGGAUAAGAAGGUUCUCCUUAUCUUCCAUGGCUCUUCAGUCCGCUGGUUUGAGUUCCUGCACCCAGGGCAUGUGUAUCGACUUGUGGCUCCUGGCCCCCCUACAUCAAUGUUGUUCGAGAAAGACAGUUCAUCUUGCGUGUCUCAGCGUCCUUUGGAGUUGGCUGGCUGUGUAUCUUGCAUCACUGUCCAGGAUGAGUGGACCCUGGAGCUUGAGAACUCUCAGGAUAUUCCAGGUGUUCUGAGUACAAACAAGGCACUGCCUGAGUCCUCACUGACUGACCUACUCAGUAGCAACUUCACCGAUUCCUUAGUGUCUUUCUCAGCUGAGAUUUUGUCACGGACACUGUGUGAGCCCCUUCUGACCCCUCCCUGGACGAAGCCUGGGAACACAAAGGCCAUGCGAGAGUGUGUGAGGCUAACUGUACUCCUACUUACUGCUGACUGUGAAUUCCCCCCUCACCUGGACAUCUAUAUUGAAGACCCAUACUUGCCUCCCUCACUAGGACUUCUUCCAGGAGCCCGGGUCUACUUUAACCAGCUGGAGAAAAGAGUUUCCAGAUCCUAUAACGUUUACUGUUGUUUCCGGUCAUCCACUUAUGUGCAGAUCCUGAGUUUUCCCCUGGAGACUACAACCAGUGUUCUCCUGCCCCAUGUCUACCUGGCUGAACUUCUACAGGGUGGCAGGGCCCCAUUCCAGGCCACUGCUUCUUGCCAUAUUGUUUCUGUGUUUAGCCUUCAGCUCUUCUGGGUGUGUGCUCAUUGUACCAGCAUCUGCCCCCAGGGGAGGUGCACUCGUCAAGGCCCAACUUGCCCUACGCCAACAUCUGUAAGCCAGGCCAGCAUCAGGCUCCUGGUGGAGGAUGGGACAGCUGAAGCUGUGGUAACCUGUAGGAAUCAUCAUGUGGCAGCAGCACUAGGACUGAGUCCUAGUGAGUGGACCUCUCUCCUAGAGUUUGUCCAAGUGCCAGGGAAAGUGGCCUUGCAAUUUUUAGGGCCUGGAGCCCAGCUUGAGUCCUCAGCCAAGAUUGACAAGCCCUUGACCCUCUUCCUCUGGACACUUUGUACCAGCCCCUGUGCCCUCCGCCCUAUUGUACUUUCUUUUGAGCUUGAGAGGAAACCCUCUAAGAUUAUCCCAUUAGAGCCUCCUCGGCUACAGCGAUUCCAGUGUGGAGACCUCCCUCUCCUGACUCAUGUGAAUCCUCAGCUCAGACUAUCCUGCCUUUCUAUACAAGAGUCAGAGCAUCCUAGCUGUCUGGGGGUCUCUGCUUCCUCCUAUUUAACCUGAACUACAAGAAUGGCCUGAAAGUUCUUCUGGCCUUGCCGGAAACCUGAGACCUGGGUCCCAGCUCUUCCCCUUUGUCAUAGCUCCUACUUUCUCUGUGACUUGAGAUCCCUGGAGUCACAAACUGCUGCCCACUGUAAUUGCUCCUCCUUGGUAUUCUGGCAUGGGUCUGCCUGGGAGAAAUUGUGGAAACAAAUCAUUGUGCUGUUGUUAACUUCCUCUCUGGGGUCAAGCACCUGCACUCACAGGUGACCCUGAGCACCUGAGUUCUGCCUUUGUGGUAGGAGCUGGAGGAACACGACUUUCACCCUGUGGAGGUGCUGAUGACAGGCCUUUUGGCCUGCAGUAAAUAAAGCUCUGGUGAAGUUUC
Molecule: messenger RNA, 4340 nt
Organism: Otolemur garnettii (small-eared galago)
Lineage: Eukaryota; Metazoa; Chordata; Mammalia; Primates; Galagidae
Gene: CTC1
Product: CST telomere replication complex component 1
Exons: 22
Coding region: 389-3973 (1194 amino acids)
Biological process (GO): positive regulation of DNA replication; telomere maintenance via telomere lengthening
Cellular component (GO): CST complex
Molecular function (GO): single-stranded DNA binding; telomeric repeat DNA binding
Source: RefSeq, a predicted model, not a curated record